AUGGACCGUUACGAAAUCACCAACACUUCCAUCAUGAUCCAGAUCGUCUCUCACGUCCUGGCCUACAUGAACUCUUGCGUCAACCCGAUCCUCUACGCUUUCUUGUCGGAAAACUUCAGGAAGGCGUUCAGGAAGGUCAUCUACUGCGGUCCAGAAGGAGCGCCACACCUCCAUCACAUCAACGGGAGGAACGAUGCCGAGAAGUCAGCCGUCUCUACCAAGACAACCAGGUCCACCAACAUAAUUUGA
Messenger RNA from Nezara viridula (southern green stink bug), 249 nucleotides. The record is from the annotation of a GenBank genome assembly. NCBI's taxonomy places the organism in Eukaryota, Metazoa, Arthropoda, Insecta, Hemiptera, Pentatomidae.